AUGUCAGCAAACAAGGCUAGUUUGGAAAGGAUUUAUAAACAGUUGGACACCAAUGGUGACAAUGUCCUCGAUGUGAAUGAGCUAUCUGUUGCCUUUGCCAAGGCAGGCCAGAAGCCAACAUUGUCCGAGGUCUAUGCCAUGAUCUCAUUGGUCGAUACUACAGGAAAAGGAACAGUUGGAUUUGAUGACUUUUGUACUAUGGUCGAGAAGGUACAUAGAGGUGAGCUUCCAGCAUCAACUGGAAUUCCAUCAUUGAUUAAGGGUGCUUGGGAGGAUUAUAUCGUCAGUGUCAACAAGCCUGUCGAGAAGAACAUUCCAACUAAAGUGUCAAAGAAGGGCAAGGGUGAGGCACAUGCCGAGGCACCACAAGGCGAGAAGUAUAAGAUUGGUGGAAAGACUCAAAAGGCCACAUACAAGAACCUCCCUGGCAAGAGAUCACUUACUGAUCUUCCAUAA
This is a messenger RNA of Acytostelium subglobosum LB1, 456 nucleotides long. RefSeq lists its product as hypothetical. The transcript is spliced from 3 exons. Bases 1 to 456 code for a protein of 151 amino acids. Gene Ontology annotation, molecular function: calcium ion binding. The record is from RefSeq and is a predicted model, not a curated record. Lineage: Eukaryota; Evosea; Eumycetozoa; Acytosteliales; Acytosteliaceae.